This is a messenger RNA of Malaya genurostris, 8275 nucleotides long. RefSeq names its product poly(A) RNA polymerase gld-2 homolog B-like. Gene Ontology annotation, cellular component: cytosol. The coding region runs from base 1294 to 6021 and encodes 1575 amino acids. Lineage: Eukaryota; Metazoa; Arthropoda; Insecta; Diptera; Culicidae. The record is from RefSeq and is a predicted model, not a curated record. The transcript is spliced from 10 exons. Gene Ontology annotation, molecular function: poly(A) RNA polymerase activity.
GGACCGCCGAUAAAAGAAGAAUCGCGUAUUAAGUGCUAAUCGGUGAGAGAGCAGGGUCGUGAAGAGCGCGAAGCUGCGAAAAAGAAGCGAUAUUCAGUUUUGGAGGAUUUUUCGCCUAGUGUUUUUGGUUCUGGAUUUGGAAUUUAUCCUGGUUAAUCGUAGAGGACAUUGUUCUAUUGGCAACGAGCAUACCCAGUGCAGGCGUAAUAACUAUCGAUGGUUGUUAAAAGAAUGGGUAAUGUUUAACAAUCGGUGCGUUAAAGGCAAAGAAAAUCGAGAAAAAAAAACUCUAGAAUAGGUAAGCGUGUGUGUGCAACAAUAGACAAAAAGCUCUUGCUUGAGAAUGGAAGACAUUUUUCCGUCUGUGUGUCGAUGUGCAGUAUAUUGUGUCUUUAAAAGGACAUUGUUGAAAUAACUUGCCCACCGUCGUUGAUGUGGAUUAGGUUAGGUUGGACUCCGGACAGAUUUCUGAUACAGAGAAAAUAUAACAGGUCCCGCCCUUAUUAUCGAGUAUUGUGUAAUAGUUUCACUUUCGUUAAAAGAUUGUGUGUGAAAUUGCUCCCGAACUUGGUCAAUUAGCAGAUGAGCUAAAUGUGAUGUACCUCCUAAUCCAAUGUCGGCGAUAAGCGGUUUGCUUGAUGGUGGUAUGCACCAUUUACCUAAAUUUGUAGUUUGACAGAUAUGUGCACUAUUAAAAGUUAAGCAUUAUGAGAGUAAUAUGUUUGGUACUUGCUGGAACGGCCAGCUCCCCAACAGUGGGUUUUACAGAACGUAACUAAUGUCGACGAAGGACUAUCAUUCGUGAAGAGCAAAAACUACAGUUGUCAGCUGAUUCAGCCCCGCAAAAAGCAAUGCAAUCGAUUUAGAGUAAGGGACUAACCAUCUCAGCAGCAAGUAUAAGAUCACAUUCCCUCAGUGGAAAGGUUACACGGUAGAUCCAGACAAUAUUAAGAGCUGAACAAUUUCAUCAACCUACUGGUAGUUUGGCUGCUGAGCCUAAAGCUACCAUUUCACGGGGCUCGAAAUCGAUUUGGGCCAAACUAUCAGGCUUGUCCUUAAUCGGAUGCUGUUAUAUUUAUAGUUUUAAAAGGAAUAUUUAUUUAUUUAUUUUCUAUUUAUUCGCCCAAACCCCUGUUCAACUCCUUAUUGGUUAAGUGAGGCAGUAUGCUCCGAAAAUAUUCCGCUUGCGAGGCACAAAAAUAGCAGACCCGAAGAACGGCUCAGGUAUCGAGUAACUAAACUGGCGAAUAUAGUCGCAAUCGGAGCUCUUCCGAACAACAAGCAGAAGACUUAAUGUCUGGCAAGAAAAUGCAUCCGCCCGUCGUGUUACAUUCGACCGGGCAGACCAGUGUCAAGGGCAAUCUGUUAUCCGCUGUUUCUGCCACCGGUGCCAAGUCAGUCACGGCUAAGGACCGCCAGAAUGCGGAAAACAUCGUUCCGUCCCAGAAUGGAAACUCCGGAAAGGAAGAAACCCUACCACAAACGAAUGGCCCCGGAAGUGGAACCGUGAGUUGCACCAAGAAAUGUAACAGUAAAACAAUCACGGUCGCUCCGACGAAUGUUUCCAAGAUUCAACAGACUACGGUCGGUCCGUCGGCGAUUUCUUCACUGAACAGUAUCAACCGACGGAAGAGUCAUCGGAUCCACUCUCCAAAUCGGAAACGCCAAGAACAGCAGAAUAUAUUCAACAGUUUGAAGGCUUGGAACGUCAAGAUUGCCCCUAGUUCUCAGGCUCCAGUUAAGAGCGAGUUUGGUGCACGAGGUACUUGCGACGCCCCUUCAAAGAAUGCUGGCAAAGAAAUUGCCAAAGCUAACAGCGAAAGCAGCAGUACUGCUUCUACAAGUGCUCCAAGCAAUGUUAGCAGCAAUACUAGCGAUAACAGUACCAUUAAUAGUUGUAGUAUUAGUACUAGUAGUAACAGUGGUAAGCAUGGCAAGAAGAAUGAAUAUCCGUUAAUGAUUGCGGCGGCGGCCGCCCUCACCACCGCAGUGCUUCCGAAAGAGACUGAAUCGGCACCGGUAAUGGAAGCACAAAACUCGAGAAAAGUAGCUACUACGGUAGCGACCAACGAGUCUAACCAAAGCAGCAGCACUACUACCGUCGGUGAGCAGCAGAACGAAGCACCGAGAAUUAAGUCACCGUCACCGUCGGUUGCGACCGUCGGUGGAGGGGAAACUAGGUCUACCGGAGGACCACUCAAUGCCGUUAAAAGCAACAAAAAGUUGCUGAACGCUGGCGGAGGCUUUAGUUCGAAUCAUCGCCACCCGACAGCGGCAGCCCAUUCACCACCGCUCUCAUCGUCCAUGGGAACGAUGGUUCCGCCAUCCUUGGGUACAUCGUCAUCAUCAGUAUCAUCAGCAAUGGUCACCUCGCAACCAUUAUCCACGGUUCCAGUGGUGGCAUCAUCCGCAUCCAGUACGUUGUCAACCUCGGUGACCUCGGUGACCAAGCAUAACGGUAACGGAGGCACCAGAACUUCCUCAAAUGCCAAUGCCGGCAAAGUGUUGCUUCCUCAUGUCAAUCCCUUGGUCGGUACCCCGUUGGAUCCGAUUGCCCUGUUGCAGGGCAAGUUGAGGAAUCCGAUGAAGCUGGAAAAUUUUAUCACAUCACCACCGACACAUCACAUCUCCCAUAAUCAUUCCGCGCUUCCGCAUCAUCAGCUGCAUGGUUCAGCUCAGUAUGGGCAGCAACAGCAGCAGCAGCAGCAACAACAACAACAACAGCAACAGCAGCAGAUACCUCCCACAACGCCUCCGCAUUACAGUUUGGAUUUUUUGCAUUACGUUGGCAUGCGAAUGUCCACCACUACCGGAACUAGUCAAUCAGGAAAUCCAUCCUCAACAGCAACUGCAUCCGCCAUUUUUCGUGGAAGUCCGCAUUUUAAUUAUACCAAUUUCAACCAACAGUUGCACCAACCGCAGCAAAUAAUUCAUCAGCAGUUACAGCAGCAACCCCGUCAACAUCUUCAGAAGCACUUCCAUAACUACUACGAUGACAUGCUGGUUCAAACGGCCAACGGUGGUGGUGAUUCUGCGUAUACUAGUUUCGGCAUUCCGGAUCAUUUAGGAAGUAGUACAAAUGGUGGCACUACAAACGGUGGCACCUCAAGCGAUACGGGAUUAGCCUAUUGUUAUUCGCAAAAUCAUCAACAUCAUCUACAUCAUAAUCAUCCGACUCAGCAACAGCCGCAGCAGCAGCAUCAGCACCAGCAUCAGCCGAACUACUGUCAGGGCGAUCAUCAGAAUCAUCACCAUAACAAUAAUUACCAGCACCAUAAUCGAAACUACGGUCGAGGUGGACAUUCCGCGCAACAGCAUGGAGGAAGCGGAAACCCUCCUCCCAUGGGUAAACGAUCCUGGAACAACAAUUGGCACAGCGGUAAAAAGGUGAACAUGAUGCAUGGCAAGUACGGGAACAGAAACUCCGGUUUUAAUCAUGGCUACCGAAAGAGCUAUCACUACUACAGCAAUCACCACAACAAUGGACACCAGCAGCAGUACGAUCAUCAUCAAGGUCACCAACAGGAGCACGUACGAAAUUUGGUUUAUAUUAGGGGGUACGAUAGGGGUUACAGUGUUCCGGGUAGUCAGCAUAGUGUGAGUCGAUCACCCACACCGAGUCCCCAGUCGGAAAGUCCGGCCAUUGAUACGAGAGAACCGGCAGAAGUGGAAAACACGCUUACUUCGCAUCAGGACGAAAAAUCGGACAGUGGUAUCGAGGAGAUUGUGAGGAAUCUUAAAAAAUGUACGGUCCCUAGUUCAUCGUCGUCUUCGUCAUCGAUGGCUUCUAUUCCGUCGACUGAUUCAUCCGCCGUUUCCUCAUCGGUUUCGCAAAAUCUUAGUCUGGAGCUAAACUGCGGAACAGGACCCGGCUAUGAGUCUGACUCGUCACAUUCCUCCAGUUACAAAAGUCACACGUAUCGUCACCGCAAGUACACCAACGGUGGUCAGGUUUAUCGGUCUUCCUCGUCCACUUCCUCAGGUGUUUCGUCGUCGGCAGCGUUCCCCCCAAUCAGCACAUCAACGGCAACAACUCCGCAGGUGGCAGAUUUUUUCCUACGUAGUCAAAGCUAUCACGGGUCUCAUCAAAACUUGGGAACCGUCAGUGGUGGCACCAGUCCGAAUCCACCCGGCUCACCCGUUGGUACGGCUCGGUCUCUCAUCGGGACCCAGUCUAUGCCAAUGUUUAGCGAGUUAUUUACCGGAACUCAGCUUAUUCAGCACCAGCAACAGCAGCAGCAGCAGCAGCAACAACAACAUCAACCGCAAUCUCAUCCGGGCCAUCAACCACACCAGAAUGGGCUUUACGGAAGUAAUAGUUCAUUGGAACUGUCACUGCAUACCGGGACUGGAAGCUCGUCCGCCAAUUCCAACGUAAGCAACUGUAGCACCGCUAGCAACGGUAGCAGUAGUGGUUACAGCAGCGCCCCACCGUCCACGGUGCCGCCCAACGAGAUCUACUCGAUGCAGAGCGGACAUCCGAAAAGACGCUAUUCCGGUCGAUCAUCCCCGGUGUCGUUUACUGCUCCAAGCAAACCGAGUCGACCGUCAUCGAGCACGACGAAUGCAUCCACCGAGACCAGUUAUCCGCCGUCUCAGCAGCAGCAGCAACAGAAGCAAGCCCAAACUCAAACUCAGUCUCAACCACUGAGUCCGUCGGUGCCAGCGGCAACGUCAACGUCGACGUCGUCAUCAUCGUCGUCUUCAUCCACAUCUUUAACGCUCAAUCGGAAAAGUACCCCGGUCUGGAGUCAACAUAGGCCCCUCACGGUACCGGUAUCUACAGCGACUACGGCUUCGGCCAGUGCAGCAGUUUCACAACCGCCACCAGCAUCGUUACCACCGCCGCCACUACCACUGAGUGAGGGUAGCAGCAAUUUUCAUACACCUGCCGAUCGAUUCCUGGCACGAUCUCACCUUGUAGAGUUAGUUGCGCCACCAGAGGAUCUGGCGCCUCCCGGUAGUAAGUGGGCUCCACUGUCGACUGCCAUUUGGAAAAAGUUUGCCGGUGCUCAGCAAACGCAGCAUAAGUUUGUGCAGAAAAUCCAUCUCUGGAGGUAUCUGUUCAUGUGCAUCCGGAAAGCCUUUCCUCGGUUCAGUCUGUAUCUGGUAGGCAGUACAAUUUCCGGAUUUGCUUGUGACAGCUCCGACGUGGAUAUGUGUUUGGUCUGCCGGUCUAAUACCGUGCCAUUUGAUAUGCGAGGAGAAGCUCUCUUCCAGCUGGGACAGUUGAAAAAUUACUUCAUGAACAUCAGUACCUACUUCGAGGAGUUCAGUGUCAUUCAGGCCAAGGUUCCAAUAUUACGAUUUCGAGAUACGACGAAUUCGAUCGUUGUCGAUUUGAAUUACAACAACAGCGUCGGCAUUCGAAAUACUCAUUUGUUGUAUUGUUAUUCGCAGAUGGACUGGCGUGUCCGCCCGUUGACGCUGGUCGUCAAAAUGUGGGCUCAACAUCACAACAUCAACGAUGCAAAGAACAUGACAAUCUCGAGCUACUCGCUGGUACUGAUGGUGAUUCACUUUCUUCAGUAUGGGGUCAGUCCUCCGAUCCUGCCGUGCCUGCAUGCGAUGCACCCGGAUAAAUUUGUGGUUUGCGAAUCUUUACAGCGAAUGUCGGACUUCAGCAACCUGGAUCUGACGGAAACGGUGGAACCAUACAAGAAUGAUAAUUCACAGUCCUUGGGAGAACUGUUCCUGCAGUUUCUGGAGUACUAUGCCAAUUUCGACUACACGCAUUACGCCAUAUCGGUCCGGACGGCAUCAGUUAUUCCGAUCGAAAGUGCUCGUGUGGCACGCAGUUACAAGAACGAUCCCCACCACUGGCGUCAGCUGUGCAUAGAAGAGCCGUUCGAUUUGACCAACACGGCACGGUCGGUGUUCGAUGCGGAGAUUUUCGAACAAAUCAAGUCCGUUUUCUCCACCUGCUGGCGACGACUGAAGGAUACCAAUGAUCUCAAUGCGAUCUUCGAGUGCGAACCGCUGUUCAUACCGGUGGCUUCCGCCCUAUCGCUCACAUCAUGAUCACUGUCCCGGGAGAUACCGUUGCUCGAAUCGGUUGCAGUCUGUGCUGGUUAACUGGUUUUCCUGUGUUUGCCGGGCAUCUGGAGGUGAGCUUCAAAAGACUGACUUUACUAUUAGAGUUUAGAGAGGCACGUUCAAAGAGUGGUGAUGUGUGAUGGCCCUAACCUGCCGAAGUGGACGCAAUUUGUAACGAACCAUCAGCACAGCGGUGUACUCACACACUCACACAUUCACACACAUAUCAGGCACAGCAGCCGAUUUCUUCACCACUUGUCAAAUGACGAAAGCUCUACGAGCUGGCACGUACUUUAGCUGCAAGCAAACGAAACUAAAAAAGGCAUUAAAACCAGUCAAGUAUGGUCGAAUGUGUUCAUUUUACCGCCAGUCAAGUUGUGUGCGUGUGACCGAGCGUUUGUGUGAGUUCGAGAUUUUAAGUCAGUAGAUUUGUAAGGCAGGUUACCUCUCGAUUGGGGAACAACUUCCCAUCGUGAGUUCUAUCAUGAAAUGAUCUCGUUAUUAGUUAUUACGUUUUUUUUUUCUUGUGCCAUCGGUUUUUCGUUAUCUUCUUGUACAUUUACACUCGCAUACGCAUACGCCUAGAUACGUGGAAAGUUAUUUUACUAUAGGAGAAAGAAGCACAGAUGCUCAAUGUGAGGGGACCAACAAAGGAAACGUAAUACUCGAAAACUGCUUAGAACGAAUCUCUCCCCCGCAUAGCAGCCAGUAAUUAUCAACAGUUCGGUUAAACAUUCAUCAUAUUUUGCUCUAGUAUUAGCUCCCUUGAUCUUGGUAGUUGUAAAUGAAAUACUCUUUCUAGCUUUAUACUCAAAAGCAAGGACUAAAGAGGAAACUGAAAGAUCCUAAAGUAACAUAUAUAUAGAAACUAACCGUCGAAAUGUAGAUCAAACGGAUAGAGAGGUACAUGCGAUACUGAGAUACAAUAAUCUAAGAGCGAAAACAAAGACAAAGUUUGCAAACACGAAAUGAAUACACUAUCGGAGGUUCAUUUUUAAAACAAAAAAGAUUUAUAUUAGAGAUGAAAAAACACGGCUGUGAAAAAUUAAGAAGUUAAAUUAUUAUUACAAAGAGUGAAGCAAAACUUACGGAAUACUAAUUAAAGGUAUAUUUUUAGAUUUAAUUUAUAUGAAGAAGUGAAGACGAAGAGAAAGGAAGCGGUCGAGUAUAAGGAAGCGUAGCAGAGGUGUAAAGAGAAAAGGAAAAGAAAAACAACUAAAAAGUAUUAAAAAUACCGCAAAAGUCAAAUAACAAAAAAAAACAAACAAAAAAAUUAAAAAAAAUGUUGAACGAACGACGCUAGGAAAUCGAGAAGCAGGAUUGAAUUAUGUUGAAGUUGGCGGAUGCUUGAAGACAGUACACAUUUCAUUCGCAUUAACUAGUACAAUACAGAAUCGAUUUCAAAGUCGGAUUUCCUAACGAAACGGUUCGUUCGGCGUCAAAAAAAAAAAAAAAAAAGAUAAAGGAACAAAAAGCAAAAAAAAAAGUCAAGAAAAGAAAGAUGCGUUUUGUUUGAAGAGGUGAAUUCUAUCUCAAAUUUUGUAUAUCCCUUUAAAACUAUAGAAGUGGAGAACGUAGGCAAGGAUGGGUUAGGAGCGUGAGGAUGGAAAACUAGAAGGAAACUUUUGAAUAUCCACUCCGGGCGGAAAAUUGGUUCAGCUGGUUUCAGCUCAAUUCCUCUAAGUUAGAAGAGAAACCAAGAAAAAAAAAUAUGCUUCAGUAAAAUUUGCCAAUUUUUCCGUUUGCCCUAUUGUGCCGUAGUUAUAGUUAUAGAAACAGGAUGAUCCUGGAAAAAGGUUAAAAAGUUUUGUGAAAAAAAAGUUUAAAAGUGUAACCAAAAAAGCGAAAAGUGUUUUUUGAUUUGCAUUUUCCAAAAAAAAAAUGACACAACUUUCGUUUCGGAGUGAUUGUGGUUCCUCUCUAGGUUUCCUAUCGUAGCACUUGCUCACACGUGGAGUUAAUGUUGACGCAAAGCUUGAUUAAAUGCGCCCAACAAAUAGCAAAGAAUAUCAUUUUGCUGUAACGCGGAGGCUAUGGCUAUUUUCGGCGCUAUAAAAUGCCAGUAAGUAUACAGCAAAAUCCACCCAAAUCGAAUGUGAAGUUCAGAACGUAGUAGAUAUAGUAGAACCAUGUAAAACUGUGAAUAAGAUUUAAAAAACGAAAAGGAAUCCGUUUUAAACGAGGCGUAUUUUAUGAAGGUAAAAACUUUAAAAAAUCAAUAAAAAGCUAUAAAAAAGUA